Molecule: messenger RNA, 1793 nt
Organism: Pleuronectes platessa (European plaice)
Lineage: Eukaryota; Metazoa; Chordata; Actinopteri; Pleuronectiformes; Pleuronectidae
Gene: ncf1
Product: neutrophil cytosolic factor 1
Exons: 11
Coding region: 87-1340 (417 amino acids)
Biological process (GO): superoxide anion generation; respiratory burst
Cellular component (GO): cytoplasm; NADPH oxidase complex
Molecular function (GO): phosphatidylinositol binding; superoxide-generating NADPH oxidase activator activity; protein binding
Source: RefSeq, a predicted model, not a curated record
UUUGUCUAAAAAUACACAUAAAGAGGAAGUGCCUCACACACAGAGUAUAUAAACCUGUGGACGGCAGCUCCUCACUCACUCUCAUCAUGGAGCAGAUCUACAUCAGACAUGUGGAGCUGCUGGGCUUCGAGAAGCGAGAGUUCCCCACGGUGCACUACGUCUACCUUCUGAUGGUGAAGUGGAGCGACCUCUCGGAGAAGGUGAUCUACAGGACGUAUCCGGAGAUCCACACCUUACACAAAUCCCUGAAGGAAAUGUUUCCCAUCGAGGCUGGUCAGAUCGAGAAGAGGGACCGGAUCAUUCCUUCAUUACCAUCGCCGCGCUGGGUGGACUCUCAGAAGUCGACACAAACCAGACAGAGCACCUUGUCCGACUACUGCCAGUCACUCAUCAACCUGCCGCCUCACAUCUCCCGCUGCACACUGCUCAGCAACUUCUACCAAGUCCGACCAGAGGACGAGAACCCCCCAGCACCCAACACGCAGAAGAGAAACGAGACGUUUGUGGUUUCCAGAGAGUUGGCUCGAGGACAAGCUUCAGAGAUCUCCGGCCCCAUCAUACUCGACACCUACCGGGUGGUCGCCGACUUCCCCAAGACGUCCAAAUACGAGAUCGAGCUGCGAACCGACGACUUGGUGGAGAUCGUGGACAAGAACCAGAACGGCUGGUGGUUCUGUCAGUGUGACACUAAGCGGGGCUGGGCUCCUGCCUCGUACCUGGAGCCUCUGGACCAGCCAGACGAGGCCGAGGACGCGGAGCCAGACUACGAAGGCGAGCUGUUCAUCGCCACCCAGGCCUACAAGGCCGAGCAGGAGGACGAGAUCUCUCUGGAGCUCGGUGAAACCAUCGCGGUCAUUCACAAGCUGCUGGACGGCUGGUGGGUCGUCAGAAAAGAGGACGAGACGGGACACUUCCCCUCCAUGUAUCUGCAGAAGACGGGAAAGCGGGAGCAGCAAGAGGCGAGACGGACGAACCCUCAAGGACAGAAACUUCCACCUCGCAGAUCCAGCAUCAGAAACGCCAAGAGCAUUCACAACAGGUCUCGCCAGAAGCUCAGCCAGGACUCCUACCGCAGGAACAGCCGCCGGUACCUGCAGCAGAAGGGCGGUCGCCUCACCGAGCCGAGCAGGAACUCCAAUACCGAGGCCAAGUCUCCCCUGAAGGAGAGGAAGAACCAGGACAACAUCCCCGAGCUGUCCGGCUCCGGCUCGGAGAGCGAGGUGAAGAGGGAGGCUCCGGUCGUUCCCCCCCGCCCGAGUCCAGAGCUCAUCCUGGAGCGCUGCACCGACAACACCCGGAAGAGGGUCAGCAUCAAGUCAGGCUCCGACUCCAGCAGCUAACAUGGAGACUCAUCGCAGAAUGAAAACAAAAAUGUUUCUGUCUGAGGCUUUUUAAUCUUUAUGAAUUACAUAAAUCUUUAAAAAAAACUCACAAACAUAUUGUCUCAUUUUCACGCUUUGAUGUGUUUCAUGUGGAUAAACAAAAAGUAUAUAAAAUAUCAAUAUCUGGGCUUUAGAGCAGCUGGUAGGUGGAUUUAGUCAGUUUCAUAUAGAGCUAGGCUAACUGUCCCUACAGGUUGCAGUCUUUAUGCUAAGCUAUGCUAACCUGCCUCCGGUAGUAGACAUAUAUUCAGUGAACAUGCGUCAGUCAGUGUUCUCAUCUGAAAUCUGCAUAUUUGGGGAAAUAUUGGACUUUUACUUGUGAAUUCUGCAUUGAUUUGUUUCAACGCAGGAAAUCUGUGGAGCUUCAUUUUUAUUUAUUUUCUCGCAUUAAUAAAACAAAACAUAAAACCA